UCAAAUUAUAAGUUUUUCAUGAAAUAUAUUCGCAAAAAACUGAAAUUAAAGAACAAAUAAUAAAAUGGAUGACAUACAGAAGAAUCCCAUGAAGAUAUACGUGCAAGAUAUAUACCGCGCUAGCCGUACAGACCACAACAGAUACGUUUUCGAGAUGUUCGGUCAGCGUUUCAAAAAUAUAAUGAUACAUGGGAUCGUUACAACUUUGAAUACCUGCAAAAAGGACGCCGCACAUUUCGAAUUGAGCGACCCUACUGGUACCGUCCAAAUAUAUUAUGAUAGUACCACAAAUAACCAACAUGUUUCGAAGAAAACUAUGAGAGACUUAAUUGGUAGUUUUGCCUCAAUAUCUAGAUAUCACGACGAAAACGUCCUUACCAUGUCAUCACUACUCAACAGUAUCGAGAAAAAGCAUUUGAAGCCGUUAGAUUUUGAAGAAGGAUCAUAUAUAAGUGUUGUUGGAGAUAUUUUCACUGAUCAGACUGGUGUGCGCUGCAUCUCAGCUUAUACUUGUAAGAGCACAUCAGUAGAUCGAGACAUACUUUGGAUGGAGGAGCUGCAUUAUCUGUAUAAGAAAUACUAUUUGAAUCCAGUAGAUUCAGGAUAAUAAUCUGUUUCGGAAGUUUGGGAUUUAAUAGAGAAUUUGAAUGGAGUUAAAUGUUGAUUGAUCAAAUACAUCUUAUCAUCUUUAAAGAGUGUAUGUUAUUGUUUCAAUUUUUUAAAAGAAGCUCAGAAUGCUAAAGAGAAAAGUUAUUAAAACGACUAUGGAUACCUUGAAGUAACAUUUAAAAUGUGGCUGCGACUAACCCAAGGUAGGAAAAGAUGGACAACUGUUUUGUAAGUUUGUUAAUUUAGUGCAUACAGAAUAAAAUAAAUAUCUAGUGCAACU
Molecule: messenger RNA, 889 nt
Organism: Aricia agestis (brown argus)
Lineage: Eukaryota; Metazoa; Arthropoda; Insecta; Lepidoptera; Lycaenidae
Exons: 1
Coding region: 65-607 (180 amino acids)
Source: RefSeq, a predicted model, not a curated record